This is a messenger RNA of Papilio polytes (common Mormon), 409 nucleotides long. It is a transcript of the gene CPG15, whose product is annotated as glycine-rich protein DOT1-like. The record is from RefSeq and is a predicted model, not a curated record. NCBI's taxonomy places the organism in Eukaryota, Metazoa, Arthropoda, Insecta, Lepidoptera, Papilionidae.
GCGGCUUCGGCGGAGGCGGACACGGCGGUGGUGGACAGGUGAAAAUCAUCAAAAUCAUCACCACCGGCGGAGGUGGAGGUGGCGGCGGAUUCGGCGGCGGCUACGGCGGUGGAUACGGUGGCGGUCACGGAGGCUGGUCUAGCGGAGGCGGAGGCGGCGGCUGGAAGCUCGGCGGAGGUAGCAGCGGUUGGUCAAGCGGUGGAGGUGGAGGUGGCUGGAAACUCGGCGGAGGAGGAGGCGGUGGCGGCUGGAAACUCGGCGGUGGUAGCGGAGGUUGGUCCGGCGGUGGUAGCGGCUGGAAGAGCGGCGGCGGUGGCGGAGGCUGGUCCAGCGGCGGCGGCUCUUCGGGCUGGUGGUGAUCUUCUCUAUAGUACAAAUUCGACUUAAUAUAUUUUAACAUAUCAACAUA